AAUGACUGACUCAGCGUAUAGCUAUUAAAAAACUUUUAAAGAUCUACUUUGGUGCACAGCACACUGGAAGCUGAAAAGAGUGAAUGUUUAAAUGUGAACAGAUAAGCAUAUCCAACUGACUUUCUUGGGACUAUUAUUUUUAUUCUGCAACAAUCCACAAGGGCAAUUACUGUAUUUUUACCCUUGGAUCAGUUACUGCAAGAAAUGGGUAUCCUGGCUUUUUUGAUUCUCCCUGUACUGGUGAUUGGCAUUGCUGGCAUUGUUUAUAUUUACAAGCGAAUAAUGCGUCUGAUGUCCAAAUCAGCUGUGAGGAACAAAGUGGUUGUGAUAACUGAUGCUGUAUCAGGCUUUGGGAAAGAAUGCUCCAGAGUAUUUCACAGUGGAGGAGGCCGUGUGGUCUUGUGUGGCAACGACUGGGAUAAGUUAGAAGCCCUGCAAGAGGCCCUACUUGAUGUUGCAGACCCGAGCCAGACAUUCAGUCCAAAGAUAGUGCUUUUGGAUCUAAGUGACACAGAGAGCAUCCCCGAGAAAGCCAAGGAAAUCCUUGAAUCAUUUGGGUGUGUGGAUGUGCUCAUUAACAACAGCAGUCUGAAAGUUAAAGGAGGUGCCCUCAAUGUCCCUUUGGAAUUGGACAAGAAGAUAAUGGAUGCUAAUUAUUUUGGACCCAUUUCUCUAACCAAAGAGCUUCUUCCACCGAUGAUCGCUAGACAUAAUGGUCAAAUUGUGCUGGUCAACAGUAUCCAAGGAAAAUUAGGACUUCCAUUCCGUGCAGCCUAUGCUGCUUCAAAGCAUGCACUGCAAGCUUUUUUUGAUUGCCUCCGGGCUGAAUUUGCAGAAUAUGGCAUUACUGUCAACACUGUGAGCCCAACAUUCAUCCGUUCUUAUCAUCAAAUGCCAGAAGCUGGGAAUUGGGAGGCAUCCAUUUGGAAAUUUUUCUUCAGGAAGUUGGCGUAUGGUGUCCACCCAGUGGAAGUAGCUGAGGAAGUGUUGUACACAGUGAACAGAGGCAGCAAGGAAGUGAUGAUUGGAAAUCCUGUUUCAAAGGCAUUUGUCUAUUUAAGGACAUUUUUUCCUGAAAUAUUUUUUGCAAUUGUUGCUGCUGGAAUCUCAAGCCAACCCAUUACAGAGGAAGAACAAUAACUUUCCUUUUUUAAGCCUUAUUCUAUGAAAUUACUUCUCCCUCUCUCCUGCUAUCUCUGCCAUGUAUUAUGCUUAUUAUUUUCUGACUUAUUUACCUCUUAACUCGCUUUUAGAAUUGCUUUUUACCUAACCAUUAUCCCAUUUCUCCUUUCUUCGUCUGUGUUCUAUUCUGACAAAUUAUGGAGGUUUGGUGGAUUAAGUUAUGAGGGCAAAUUGGAUACAUUUAGUUUGUAUUCCCUUGAGAUAAGGAAGUUGAGGGAUGAUCUUACUGAGGUAUUGAAAGUAACAUAAGGAUUUGGUAGGGGAAAGUACACAUUAUCUAACUUUUAGUUGGAUUAUAAAGAAGAAGGGACACAAUCUUAUAAUUAGAACUAAAAUAACCAGGAGCAAAAUCAGAAAAUACUUCCUAUAUUAAAUGUGUCAGGAAUCUGGAAGUGUCUUCACCUGACAACAUUGUGAAUGCUGCAACGUUGGAGCUUUCAGGAGUUAGGCAGAUUUAUUGUAGUCAAAGAUAUUAAGGGAAAUGGUGCAAAGACAGAUAGUGGAAUUGAGAAACAAACCAGUAUGGUAGAUUUGCAAUGCUGAAAACCCUACUAUGCUCGAUCUUUGCAUUUUCUAUAGUCUCACUUUUAUUCUAACAUCAGUGAGAGUUAAGCUGCAUUCAAUCAAUCCUAUUGGAUAAUUCACUGUGAUAUUUAAGUUGACUGAUAGACCAGCACUGAUAGAUCUUUGUAGGUCAGAAGGUCAAUCUGGCCUUCCAUGUUCAAACCGAACCGUUUGACAAUGUAAUAAAGGAUAUACAAGAGUUUUAGGUGCACUGAAUGGACUAAAGUGCAAAGACAGAAGUUUUUAUUGCUCAGAUCUCUAAUAUAUUUUAGUUCUGAAAUCUCCAGGAAUUUUGCUACUUUUGUCAUAUGCGAAUAAGGUAAAAAGCAAAGUGCUGGAGGAACUCAGCAGGCCAGGCAGCAUCUGUGGGAAGAAAUGGACACAGUGUCUUGCGUUGUGACCCUCUUCAGAUUGAUGGAGUAGAGGGGAGAAAGCUGGUAGAGAAGUGAGGGAAGGGGUGGGACAAAAACUGACAAUGGUGUGGCAGGUUCAGGUGAAGAGGGGUGAUAAGCAGAUUGGUGUAGUUGGUAACAAAGGCUGGAGCCGAAAUGGAGGCAAAAGAAUACAAAUAUGGAAUAAGAUAGAGAAGGAGUGAAAUGUAUAUUGGAGGGAGGGAUAGUAAGAGAAAGG
Leucoraja erinaceus (little skate) is the source of this 2376-nucleotide messenger RNA. RefSeq names its product dehydrogenase/reductase (SDR family) member 7Cb (gene dhrs7cb). Gene Ontology annotation, cellular component: sarcoplasmic reticulum membrane. Gene Ontology annotation, biological process: regulation of release of sequestered calcium ion into cytosol by sarcoplasmic reticulum. The coding region runs from base 205 to 1140 and encodes 311 amino acids. The transcript is spliced from 7 exons. The record is from RefSeq and is a predicted model, not a curated record. Lineage: Eukaryota; Metazoa; Chordata; Chondrichthyes; Rajiformes; Rajidae. Gene Ontology annotation, molecular function: all-trans-retinol dehydrogenase (NAD+) activity.